AUGUUUUUCAUUCAGUUAUACAGUGCUUUUGGUUUGCUUUCAGCGUCGAUAGACUGCGUUGGUGUGGCGUCGUCGUCGUUGGCGUACGAUGAUGUACCCAGCUACUCUACCAGCGGAACAUCUCAGUUUCAAGGCUACCAUGGGUUCUUUGCUCGAGAUGAUGAUAAAAUGCAGCCGCAGCCCCGCCAGCAUACCUAUGGAGAAGCCGCUGCUUCAAGUACAACGGUAGCAAAUUACACGAAUCCCACCGUACCGCCAGCGGAGCCGCCAACAACGAUGACUGAAGCGUACCCGACUCUGAACAUUGACCUCGGCAGCGUGACCACUGCGGUGAGCGCCUUGCAGAGGUCUACGACGUAUGGACCGGGCUCGGCGAUAUCGUUAGACGACGUGGCCAAGAACCUCGCUACUCUGAACACGGUCAUCGUACAACUGCAGAAAACGCUGGCAAAUACGAAGAAGUGCGAGAAAGGCAGCGUCGGCAUAGUGAACGACCGGGACGGUUAUGAACCGUCGAUGAAGCCGGCGCUGAAAGUAGAAGGCGGAAGGAUUUCAGGUAAGAGGACAAAAUCGGGAAGAGUGACGUUCAUGGAGUUAGGCACCGGGGCCACUUACAAACCGACGCCGAUUGCGGAAUUAGAAAAGCGGCAGGCUUCGCGAAACAAACUCGUCAAGGACGACUACGUUUCCAGUUCAGCAGUAACUUCGACGACGACUGCCGUGAGACCGUUGAUGCCGAAGUUAGAUCCGCAUUCUAAGUGUGAUAAUGUGAAGGCCCUUGCGUUCGACAGUGUGCACAAGUCAAAUACCAUCUACAAUAUUGCCAACGAGGUGUUAUUCUGUGACGUGGGCGAUGGGCCUCUGAAAAAAGAUAGCUGUGACGUCAGCGGUCAGACGAAGAACGAGACGGACAGCAUGGAGUUGGCUGAGCGUAAUCGUACCUCUGACGCGAAUGAACCAAGUUUGAAUGACAAGAAAGCUGCUGCCAAGAAAUCAAACUUGCAUUCACCAAAGGCGAACCAUUCUCUAUCGUCCGUUAAGCGAAAACCUUGUGAGGACGUCGCUUCUAGCAAAAAACUUAGGAGGAAGACGACGGUCGUUAUUUGCGAUGAGGAACGCCACGGAAAACAUUCGGUAGGGAAAACGGACAAAAAGGCAAAGCGACGGUCCUCAGAAAAGGAGGUAAACGACGAUGAAUCUCAAAAGGCGAAACAGGAAAAGAAGCGCGAGCAUGCUGCUAAGCUCCCUGUAACCGCAAGGCACAAACCUAGGUUAAACUUGACCAAAAUCAGCAACACCGACUUGUUUGGUGAAGAGUCAGAUGAGGACAGCGAACCGGAACCGGAACCAGAACCGGAAACGGGCCUGCCGCCUGAAGACUCCAGUUCUAUGGACGAUGCCUCUGAGAAAGUCAGCGAAAGCAACCAAGAUAACCAACAGGCUGACGAGGUCGCUGGCUGUUCCGCUGGGGAGACGAGUAACGUUGUUUGUGCAAAUGGUAAGAAGAGAAUGUCCAACGUUCUGGACAAGGACGUGGCUGUCCUGCGAAAAAAGCGAACUGACACGAAGACUGCGUCCGUGGAUGCGAAAUCCACCCGCACCGUUGAAAAAGGAGAGAAACGGGUCGCUCACAAGAUGAGUGCGGCUGUGGAAGAAGAAAAGGCGGUGCAUUCGAAGGCGCUGAGCAAAAACAGCUACAUGAUGACGGCUGUCAGCGCCAUCAAGCGCAUUCGUACCGCCUGCCGGAGCAGCGAUUCGAACGAACACAAGCCGGGAGACAAGCGCAGUGUUUCUCGAUUGUCAAUAUCGCACUCAGCCAUCAUCGGCGGAAAAAGCGCAGUCAUCAACUCGUUUACACUGAGGCGAUCGACGACGCUGCACCAUCAGAAGACGCUUCGAGACGAGGACUUCUACAAGCUGUUACUGAAUUACACGCUGGACGAAAAGCAGCUGAAGGAAAACGGCUUUCCGUUGGCGGACCCUGAUAAUCAAGGACGAGCCGUGUACUACAAGCCGGAGGUGGCUAAGCGAUUUGUCGAAGCAGAAAGUUUACGGAGGACGUGCUGCCGAUGCGGCGCUCCUUUCGAAGUCACUGCGGACUGGCGGUACUCGAGCAGAGACACCGAGUGCAUUUUUCACUACGGUAGACCCUGGAAGAAACGAGAGGGCGGUGUUAUUGAAACGAGGUACAACUGUUGCCAAGGCGACUUGAAUUCUUCCGGCUGUUCGAUGGCCAAAUUUCACGUUACCGAUUCGUCACCAGUUUUCUUCUUGGACGGCUAUGUGCAGCCAGCCGAGUCCGCGGAUGCGAGAAAACUUAUCUAUUCGCUGGACUGCGAGAUGGUUUACACGACCCUAGGCUACGAACUAGCCAGAAUUACUGUAAUAGACACGAAUUUGAGACAAGUCUACGAUGAGAUUGUAAGGCCCGAAGGACUAUUACUUGACUGUAACAGCCGUUAUAGCGGCCUGACCGAAAACCAGGUUGUUGAAGCAACGAAACUGUUGUCCGACGUUCAGCGUGAUUUGCUGCAAAUAUUCUCUGCGAAUACUAUUCUGGUGGGCCACAGUCUUGAAUGUGACCUGCGUGCCUUGAAAAUAAUCCAUCGCCUAAUCGUCGAUACCUCGGUUGUUUUUCCACAUCGCUUAGGACCUCCUUUCAAACGUGCUCUGAAGACGUUGAUGGUGGAGUAUCUGAAAAAGAUCAUCCAAGACGACGCUGCUGGGCAUGAUAGCAAAGAAGACGCCGCAGCUUGUAUGGAACUGAUGAAAUGGAAAGUGAAAGAAGAAAACAAGAAGUUGUUCUGA
Messenger RNA from Soboliphyme baturini, 2808 nucleotides. The record is from the annotation of a GenBank genome assembly. NCBI's taxonomy places the organism in Eukaryota, Metazoa, Nematoda, Enoplea, Dioctophymatida, Soboliphymatidae.